AACACCCAGCUUCCACUUCUACAAUCAAUUCCAACAUCAACCUUCCGCUCUCGAGAUCCCACUCUCCGAAACCACAAACCGCAGCUUCACGCGCGGCCAUGUCCCGCCCACCACCCCUCCCCCACCCAACAACGACCCUCCACCUCUACCGGCACCUCCUCCGCGAAUCCUCCUACCUCCCCGUUCUCAUCCGCCCCUUCUUCGACGAGCGCAUCACCACGCGCUUCCGCGCCCACCGCUCCGACCCCUCUCCCUCAUCCUGUCCACAAACCGCCAGCCGUCUGAAGCGCGCCCACCACGACCUGCGCUACCUGCGCGCCGCCAACGCCGGCGACCUCCCGCGCAUGCGGCGCAUUUUGCUCCUCGCAUUCGGCCGAACGGGCGCCAAGCGCCGCCAGCUUCUUUCCGAGUUACUAGAGCCCGAUACCCCGACCAGCGACGAGGAGCUACAGAAGUACAUCAACAAGGCACGGGCGAUAGUUAAAGAGGGGCGCAAACCGGAUUGGUUGGAUAAUUGGGACACGGAAAAACUCAAAGCGUUUGUGCGCUCGCAAACGGGCGGCGCGCCGCCGAUUGUCAACCGGCCGAAGCCGGAGAUUACGAAUCACCAACUGGCGCCUGAGCGAUAUGUGCCCAAGGAAGAUAUUUGGGGUGGCCCGUUGAAUGAGAAGGUUCAGAGGACGAAGCUGAAGAAGACGUAUAAGCAGGUGGCGGAUAAGGUGUUGCCGCCGGUGCCGAGGGAGGAGUGGGAAUUGCUACGGGAUUUGGUGAAUAAGAAGGAGGAGUGGGAGGUGCCUAAGAGGAGGACGGUUGGGAGGACGAUUUGGGCCAAGGAUCAGAAGGAUGAGGCCCUGGACUGGAACUGGCAGAGAUAUGCUACCCAGCCCAUUUGGUUGGUGGAUAGGCAAAAGAGCAGGAGGAAUAUGUUGCUGAGCGGGCAGGUGGAGGAGGAUCUACCGAUGGGCGAGCAGCAGCCGAUUAAUUGCCAUCGGUAUACGCCGAGGCUGUGGAGGAGGACUUUGGAGCAGGUGUGGCGGAUGACGGCAGUUAUGGAGAGGAAAAAGGAUGGGAAGGGGUGGGAGAUAGAAUGGGGACAGAAGAAGUAUGAACCGCCGGUGGCACCAUCGGCGGAUCUAGAGUUUUUCGCGGGCGCACCGGUAAGAACGGAGCCUAAGAAGAAGAAGGGAAAGCAGUGAUCACAAUCUGUGGUCCGUUGUUUUGGAUGGAAUAUGGAUGGAUAGAAAGGGACUCCGCUCAACUCGUACAAAAUGAUACCCGAGCACACUCAUGGUCACAAGCACCACACCAUAAACCUCGUAACCAGGCACCAGCCUGCCCUUCCUGAACCGCAACCCCUCCCCAUCAACC
Molecule: messenger RNA, 1368 nt
Organism: Neurospora tetraspora
Lineage: Eukaryota; Fungi; Ascomycota; Sordariomycetes; Sordariales; Sordariaceae
Exons: 2
Coding region: 99-1196 (365 amino acids)
Source: RefSeq, a predicted model, not a curated record